UGGUUGCAUGGAAAAUUUGGAGGGGAAGCUCUUCAUUUUUCGUUUACUUGAAUUUUCUCAAGUGUAGCUGUUAAUUUAUUUAUUCAUUCAGUAAUUUAUAUUCCUAUAUUUUUGGGGGCAAAAAAAAGGGGGAAAUCCCGAGAAAUGGCAAGAAAGUAAAAAAAGAAGGCAACGUAGGGUUCAUUGAACCUGGACAAUAUUUGAAUUAGUUCCUGGUGAUAUUGGUAUUUAUAAAAAAAGAAGCAACAAAAAGCAGGGAAAGACGAGGACCAUCGAGUUGGGAUGCCAAAAGGGUUUACUUAAAAUUUCCUAUUUGAAGUAAAGCUUUGGCCUUUGAAGCUGGGUGGGGUCUUCCACCAUCAAUGGCUUCAAUAUGAUGUUUAUGAAAGAAGGCUUAGUUUCGCUGUUGUAAAGAUAAGUGACAUGGAUUCGAAGUCUUGUUUGAAAGAUGUGGAGGUUGAAACCAAAGAGAUGGACAAUAGAAGCCAGUCGGCCUCACAACAAGGCAUGCAUUAUCUUCACAAGGUCGGAAUUCCGCCUAAGCAAAACCUUGUGAGUGAGUUUACUGCCAGGGUGAAAGAAACAUUCUUUGCCGACGAUCCUCUGCGUCCCUUCAAGGAUCAACCGAGGUCUCGAAAGCUAGUCCUCAGCAUCCAGGCGAUCUUCCCGAUUUUCCAAUGGGGAAGGAGUUACAGCUGGAAAAAAUUCAGGGGUGAUCUCAUUGCUGGACUCACUAUUGCCAGUCUCUGCAUUCCUCAGGAUAUUGGUUAUGCAAAGCUAGCAAACUUGGAUCCACAGUUUGGACUUUACUCCAGCUUUGUUCCACCACUGAUUUAUGCCUUCAUGGGAAGUUCCAGAGAUAUUGCAAUCGGACCAGUCGCUGUGGUAUCUCUUUUACUAGGUUCAAUGCUUUCAAAUGAGAUUGACCCUAGCCACAAAGCCGAGUACCAGCGGCUUGCAUUUACAGCUACAUUUUUUGCUGGCAUAACUCAAGCCACUCUUGGUUUUCUCAGGUUGGGCUUCUUGAUUGACUUCCUUUCACACGCUGCCAUCAUCGGCUUUAUGGCUGGAGCUGCUAUUACAAUCGCCCUCCAACAGCUUAAAGGUCUUCUCGGUAUACAAAAGUUUACAAAGAAAACAGAUAUUAUUUCCGUAAUGCACUCUGUAUGGGGAAACAUUGAUCAUGGAUGGAACUGGCAGACCAUACUUAUCGGAGUUAGCUUUUUAUCCUUCCUCCUGUUUGCCAAGUACAUCGGAAAAAAGAACAAGAAGUUAUUCUGGGUGCCGGCCAUAGCGCCUUUGAUAUCUGUUAUUCUCUCCACCUUUUUUGUUUAUAUAACACAUGCCGAAAAGAAAGGGGUCCAGAUUGUGAAAAACAUUGAGAAAGGAAUCAAUCCCUCAUCAGUAGAUCAGAUUUAUUUCAGUGGCGAAUAUCUUCUUAAAGGUUUGAAGAUUGGUAUAGUGGCUGGUAUGAUCGCAUUGACGGAAGCUGUUGCCAUUGGAAGAACAUUUGCUUCAAUGAAAGACUAUCAGCUAGAUGGAAACAAAGAAAUGGUGGCUCUAGGAGCAAUGAACGUCGUUGGGUCAAUGACUUCCUGCUAUGUAGCCACCGGUUCAUUUUCUCGAUCUGCAGUAAAUUUCAUGGCUGGAUGUGAAACUGCCGUCUCUAAUAUCGUUAUGUCAUGCGUUGUAUUUCUAACUUUAGAAUUCUUGACACCACUUUUCAAAUAUACCCCAAAUGCUAUUCUCGCUGCCAUCAUUAUAUCUGCCGUGGUUGGACUUAUCGAUAUUCCGGCAGCAAUUUUGGUAUGGAAGAUUGAUAAAUUUGAUUUUGUUGCAUGCUUGGGGGCCUUUCUCGGAGUAAUAUUUGUGUCGGUUGAGAUAGGCCUUCUCAUUGCUGUCACUAUAUCCUUUGCUAAAAUCCUUUUACAAGUUACUAGACCUCGGACGGCUAUUCUAGGGAAGGUCCCUAGGACUAAUGUGUACCGGAAUAUCUUACAAUAUCCGGAAACAGCUAAAGUUCCGGGGAUUCUGAUUGUGAUAGUUGAUUCUGCAAUUUACUUUUCCAACUCUAACUAUGUCAAGGAGAGGAUAUUGAGAUGGUUGAUGGAUGAAGAAGAGAAAGCAAAAGUUGCAUGUCAACCAACGAUCCAGUUUUUGAUAGUUGAGAUGUCUCCCAUAACCGACAUCGAUACCAGUGGCAUCCAUGCCUUGGAGGAAUUGCAUAGGAGUCUUGAGAAAAAGAAUAUUGAGCUUAUACUAGCAAAUCCUGGACCAGUGGUGAUGGUCAAGCUUGAGGCCUCGAAAUUCGUGAAUUUGAUCGGUGAUGACAAGAUCUUCUUGACGGUUGCAGAUGCGGUGUCGUCGUGUUCUCCGAAAAUGGCGCAAGAAGUAUGAAGAGGGAGGAGGAUCUAUGAAGAAGGUUAAUAAUGAAAGGGUCAAUUAUAAAGGUGUUUUUAAGUGGGAAUAGCUGAGAUCAUAGUCCCUAAGGGACAUAGCAUAAAGUUGUGCAAUGUGAUUGGGAUAAGGUUUGGUUUAUUAAAUUCGGGAAAAUAUUGUUCAUAGCA
Hibiscus syriacus is the source of this 2567-nucleotide messenger RNA. RefSeq names its product sulfate transporter 1.3. The record is from RefSeq and is a predicted model, not a curated record. Gene Ontology annotation, cellular component: membrane. Gene Ontology annotation, biological process: transmembrane transport. The transcript has 15 exons. Lineage: Eukaryota; Viridiplantae; Streptophyta; Magnoliopsida; Malvales; Malvaceae. Gene Ontology annotation, molecular function: secondary active sulfate transmembrane transporter activity. The coding region runs from base 424 to 2397 and encodes 657 amino acids.